Molecule: messenger RNA, 1285 nt
Organism: Phalaenopsis equestris
Lineage: Eukaryota; Viridiplantae; Streptophyta; Magnoliopsida; Asparagales; Orchidaceae
Product: WAT1-related protein At5g64700-like
Exons: 8
Coding region: 104-1165 (353 amino acids)
Cellular component (GO): plasma membrane
Molecular function (GO): transmembrane transporter activity
Source: RefSeq, a predicted model, not a curated record
GCAGAUAUGAAAAAUCUAACAAAAAGCAGCUAUUUUAUGCAAGGCCAGAUUCGCGUUUUCCAUAUACUGAAUCUGCAAGAAAUGCUCGAAGUCCCAGAUAAAGAUGGCUGCGUGGAAGCAUUACUCUGCAAUAAUAUUUGUGCAACUCCUAAUGGCAGUCAUGAAUUUGUUAGGAAAGACUGCAUUUAAUCGUGGCAUGAGUACCUUUGUUUUUGUUUUUUAUAGACAAGUCGUUGCUACUGUUUUUCUAACGCCACUGGCCAUCAUCUUUACAAGGAAAACAGCACCGCCGACUUCAUUUAAAAUGCUUGUGAAGAUUUUCAUGCUUUCCCUUCUGGGAUUUCCAAUAAAUUUGAAUCUACAAAGCGUAGUUGUCAAUUACACAUCUGCAACUGUGGCAUCUGCAGCUCUGAAUCUUAUGCCUGUUUUCACCUUUUUACUAACUGUCCUGCUAAGGAUAGAGACUUUUCGGCUUAAAAGCAUGUCGGGGAUCGCCAAGCUCUCAGGAUUUGUACUAUGCGUAACUGGAGUAAUGUUAAUAGCACUGUAUAAAGGCCCGCAACUUAAAAUUUUGAACUUUCAUCAGCCAUUUCUCCAAAGCAGUGGCAACCACAAUUACUCCACUGAAAGUCGGCUAUCAUGGAUUUUAGGUUCUUUUCUUGUGUUCGUGGUGGCCAUUUUCUGGGCUUUAUGGACAGUUCUGCAGGGGAUCAUAAUCAAAGAAUAUCCUUCCAAGCUUCUCUUAGCUACUCUAAUAUCUUUAUUCAGCGCUUUUCAGUGUUUUCUUGUUGCUUUCAUCUUUGAAAGUAAUUUUAAGAAAUGGAAGCUGCGCUGGGAUGAAGGAUUACUUGCAGUGGCCUACAAUGGUGUCUUUAUUGCUGGUCUUGCACUAUAUUUGCAAAGCUGGUGCAAUGAUAAGAAGGGCCCAUUUUUUGUAGCUGCGUUCUCCCCUUUGGCUCUUGUUUUUACUAUCACUAUUGCAUCAGUAAUACUGGGAGAGAGAACAAAUCUCGGAAGUGUAUUUGGAUGCGCUUUUAUAGUUGGAGGUCUUUACGGCGUGCUCUGGGGAAAGAGUAGAGAUAACAUACCAAGUGGAGCACCCAUAGAAAGUGCGGGAGAAGACCUAAAGAUUGGUAAUGAAUUUAAUAUUGAAGAAGGGAAAUGAUGAGCUACCAAUAGUGCAAAAUCAACGAGGUUGCUGGUUUGUUGAAGCGAAAGGGAAGAAAUAAAACAAGAAUUAAUAUUAUAAUGUCAACAUAAAUUUAAUGAAACUUGUUGGGAUUUU